This is a messenger RNA of Schistosoma turkestanicum, 2058 nucleotides long. The record is from the annotation of a GenBank genome assembly. Lineage: Eukaryota; Metazoa; Platyhelminthes; Trematoda; Strigeidida; Schistosomatidae.
CUGCAAGUUUGAAGUCUGCCCAUUUCAUUUGAUUUCUUUUUUGAGAACACUUUUGAAGUGAAGAUUUUGUGCUUUGUUUAUAAAAAUAUGAAUGAGAUCAGUAUUCAAUUGAAUGAUCAAGCUAACAGAUUCAUCUCCGAAAGUGGUUUUGUUCCAUUCUACCAUACAUUAACUCCUGGAUCGUCCAGCCUAUCCAAGUAUGGUACCCUUAUCCCAAACCGCAUAUUUGUCGGAGGAAUACCAUCAAAUACAAAUGAGCAAGAACUUAAAUCUUUCUUUUCAAGCUUUGGUCAGGUAAAAGAUGUCAAAAUUAUAAAUGAUCGCUCUGGGGCAUCUAAAGGGAGUUAUGGAUUUGUCACUUUUGAAAGUCAGGAAACAGCUGAAAAAAUUAUCAAGAAUGAGUCGGAAAAGCUGUUUUUCAAAGAUCGUAAACUCAAUAUAAGUCAUGCGAUUCGUAGACAGCAAUUACUGCCUCGUCCAGACUUAACAACAGCCUUGUUUAUCGCGGGAGGUACUGUACCUUAUAGUUAUCAAAACACUAUGGCUCUAUUACCUUUAUCUGUUCAAGAGUACUCUUUAUUGGCUCAGACUGCAGCUCCUUACACCACAAUGAUGCUUCCUCAGCUGGAUGGAGGAACAACUAUCUACUUUCCUUUUUUAAAUCCAACUCUAGCUGGUAACGGAUCGCCAUUUACACACAUUCCACAGCAUUCAGUAACAGCAGCACUUCAGCAACAGUUUAAUCAAACAGAAAAUGCUUCUUGUCUAGCUCCAACAAAUGUAGGUCAAGCGACAUCAAUCAAUGCUAGUAUUAACAGCAUUAACUCUCGACCUCAUUCAACACCUGCAGUAAUGACAGCAGCAGCUGCUGCUGCUGCUGCAAUGGCUGCUGUUGUUCAAUGGCCACAACAUCCAGUUCAUAAUAAUCAACAACAAUCUCAACAAUCAUGUAAUGUAGCAGUAACACAUAGUGCUUCACAUGUAAACAAAGAGUAUUCAAUCAAUCAUUUAUCAGCAAUCACACAGCAUCAAUCAACAGUUACAGCUCAACAUCCAGCUAAUUGGUUUUGGUCACCAGGUGUACAACAAACUCAAAAUACAAUUUAUGGAACAAAUCCUCAAACUACCAUAUACGCUAAUGAUAUAUCAUCAUGUAUAAGAGUUACUACAUCAACACCAACAAUAACUACUUCAAAUAUUCAACUUCCUCAACAGCAAUAUGCAACAAAUACAACUUAUUUGUAUAAUCCAUUCACUGGAUCUAGUCAUGAAUUAAUGUUAUUUCAUCAAACCAAUCCAUUAUUUACUAACAAUUCAACUAGUGAUAAUAGUACACAUUCAUCUGGUCUAAUGGAAUCAGUUGAGUCUUUCAAUUAUAAUGGUACUACUACACUAAUUGGUCGUCAAACUCAACAAUUAGGAAAACAAUUCACUGAUAUUUAUAAUAAUAAUAAUAAUAAUCAUAAUAAUAAUAAUAAUCUUCAUAAUAAUAAUAAUAAUACACAAAUUGAUGGAGCAUAUUUAUCACCAUAUGCUGCUACAAUAACAUCAAUUUUAGGAUUUCAUCCACAUUCAAAUUGUAUGGGACAAUCCAAUUCAAUACAUUCAAUGCAACCAACACAUUUACAACAUAAUUUACAUCAAAAUCAUCAAACAACUACAUUAGUAUCAAUAGUUAAUCAAUCACAUCCUCCUAAUAAACUAUUUACUGAUAAUAAUUAUACUCGUCAUUUAUCAACUACUAUUAUGGGAAAUCAUUUGCAAAAUAGAAAUGAUACAAUAUCUGCAAUCGAUAUGAAUUUAUCAAAUGAACAACAUAACAAUCUGAUAUCAUCAAUUGAUCAUAUACAAUCAUGUUGUACAACUGGUAGUGCAAUUAUUCAUAAUAUGACUAGUACACCAAUCAUAUCACAAUCUUCAUCAAUAUCAUCAGCAUUAGCAACAACAGUAACUAAAGCUUCAUCAGCAGUAUCAGCAAUACAAGUUGUAUUACCAUGUUUGUUAACUACUACAACUACAUCAUCUUAAUAUUUAGGUACACUAUUUUUUUUUUUAAAU